GGCCCAGAUCAAGGGGCAACGUGGCAGAGGGGCAAGAGGGGUGGUGACUCGAGAAGUCUUGGUCAAGACUCGCACUUCCAAAGGAGCAAAGAAUAUCUGAAGAAGAGUACGAGGAGAGGAGAGGAGAAAAUGGAUGUUCGUCCAUGUCGUUCUUCGUCGUCCUCCGGUUCGUCUUCCUCAUCCAAGCUAUGGAUCGUGCAGGGUAUUGUAGCCAGUGCUGUCAUUGUGGCCGGUCUCGCCGCUCGAACUUAUCUCGGCGGAUCCAGAAAGUUUAGGAGCCGCGUCGUGGGUAUUAUUCCCGCUCGUUUCGCAUCUUCACGCUUCCCCGGCAAGCCACUCGUUCAAAUCCUGGGGAAACCCAUGAUCCAGAGAACUUGGGAGAGGGCUAAACUUUCAACUUGUCUGAAUCAUGUAGAGCCCUUUGCUAGUGCAGUUGUGGCAACGGAUGAUGAGAAGAUAGCAGAAUGCUGCCGAGGGUUUGGUGCUGAUGUUAUAAUGACUUCAGAAUCCUGUCGCAAUGGUACUGAACGUUGCAAUGAAGCUCUGCAAAAGCUACAGCAAAAAUACGACGUUGUUGUCAAUAUUCAGGGAGACGAGCCUUUGAUUGAACCCGGGAUAAUUGAUGGAAUUGUUAAAGCUUUGCAGGCAGCUCCAGAUGCAGUGUUUAGCACCGCUGUAACAGCUUUGAAACCUGGAGAUGCAUUUGAUCCGAACCGUGUAAAAUGUGUGGUGGAUAACAAAGGUUAUGCCAUCUACUUUUCCAGAGGGCUGAUUCCUUAUAAUAAAUCAGGAGCAGUCAAUCCGCGGUAUCCAUAUUUGCUACACCUUGGUAUUCAGAGUUAUGAUACAAAGUUUCUGAAGCUGUACCCAGAACUUCCACCUACUCCUCUGCAGCUAGAAGAAGAUCUUGAACAGCUUAAAGUUCUUGAGAAUGGUUACAAAAUGAAGGUAAUAAAGGUUGAUCACGAAGCUCAUGGUGUUGAUGCCCCUGAAGACGUUGAGAAGAUUGAAGCUCUGAUGCGUGAGCACAACUUGUCCUAGCUUGGUGCUAGUAUAUCGAGAUGAAAGAAUUCAUAAACAUCAUACUUGUUUAGUUUUACAAAUCCGAAUGGAGCUGUAAUGCAGAUAGCUGAGGUACAUGUUCCAUGCCUUCCUUACGGUCCUUCCCUCUCCCUUUCCUUAUCAAAGCAAAGUUGGAUUCUUUUCAUUCUUGACACCUUCACAUUGCACUUUUGCGCUAGGGUCAUAAUACCUUAGGCUGUAAAAAUUCUAAUUCUGGUAGAUUGACUGGAGGUAGCAAGAUACAGAAUGGAGGGGAACUAGGCAUCUUUUAUAAUUUAUCUUUACAGCAUACUGUUCUACGUGGAGUUGUGUUUGAUUUCUGCAAGGGAACUGGUCUGUAAUCUGUACGCUGUUUUACACUAUUGAUUGAGCAGUCAGCUGUUUAAGAGUUCAUGGAUCUGAUUGCCUGCAUUUGGUCACCACCCGUGACUGCAACUUCUACUCUUUGGCCCUACUUUUUCAUGAUCUCUCUCUUUUAUUCCAUUUCAUCCUUUCGUGUUCUAGUAUUAUUUGAUGGAAAUGAUUGUUUUUUGUUUUGGUUUUAUUGCCAUCCGAGAGGGGCAAAAAACAAAGGGGACCCCUUCUAUGUAGGGAGGAGCGGUAACGACUGAUUUGGCAGAAAUGCAUAUUAUAGACUGUUGGAAGAUCGAGCACGUCGUGGUCAUGAGUUAUGAAUGCUAAGGUGGCCAAAAACGUUGUCAUUCAUAGCAGAACUUUGAUGACCUACCUGACCUUGCAUGCAAUGCAACAAUAAUGGCGGAAUUUCUCAAAAUUCAGUCUGGCGGACGGUGUGCCUAACAUAUAUGGUCAGUCCUUUGCCAUCUAAUUCAUGUCGAUAGUUACUCGAGAUAGUACUAGGAUCAAACCUAAUAGUAUUACCACAAGUUUUAGUUCGCUAUUCUCAAGAGCUGUUUGUUGCACAAAAUGUCAUGAUUCCUUGUAAUAUGUACGGUACAUGUAAAAUAGUCAUGGAUCCUCCAUGGGCCAUGAAUGCAUUUUAUUGCAGUCGCUAGUAAGUUGGACAUGUUGAAUAUGAAAUUAUUCUUCAAACUAAAGUACAUCAAAGCGUGUUUUAGUGUAUUUUUCUCGAAAAAACAUUAAAACUAACUACUUGCACAACUCUUAUUUCCUACCCAAAAUGAGCAAAACUCAGGUCUUCCUACCAUGGUUCAAAAAGGCACGCCUAACCUUACGCUUAGCCCUUAGGCACGUCUAGGCGCAAGUCAAUGGCAAAAUGCCUCGCUUAGGAGUUUCGCGCCUAAUUAGAUACUGGAACUAGG
This is a messenger RNA of Linum tenue, 2342 nucleotides long. Lineage: Eukaryota; Viridiplantae; Streptophyta; Magnoliopsida; Malpighiales; Linaceae. The record is from the annotation of a GenBank genome assembly.